GGGUGGGCCGUGGCCAUGGCGGCCGAACCUCCUUCGCUGGAGGAGCGGCGACGGCUGCAGGCGGAGCUGAGCGAGUUCGUGGAGAGCUGCUGGCGGACGCUGGACGAGGUCACGGCGUCGCUGGGCUGGAGCCUGGAGCAGCUGGACGCGGCGGAGGAUGAAAUUGUGAUAUGUCCUUAUGAUUCAAAUCAUCGCAUGCCAAAAUCCUCGUUAGCAAAACAUGUGGAAUCGUGCAGACUGAGGAAGCUGGGCUACACCAAGGAAGAAGAGGAAGAAAUGUAUAAUCCUGGUUUUUUCUAUGAGAAUGUAAAAGUACCUUCAAUUACUUUGAAUAAGGACUCACAAUUCCACGUCAUUAAACAGGCUAGAGCUGCAGCGGGGAAGGAUGGCGAGUGCAACCAAAGAAUCUAUUCUUCAGCGCCUGUUGAAGUUCCUCUGAACCACAAACGGUCUGUUUGUGAUCUGACCCAAGCCGAUCGCCUUGCCCUCUACGACUUCGUGGUUGAAGAGACCAAGAAGCAGCGCUCCGAUUCCCAGACCAUCGACAACGACACUGAUCUCUUCGUGGACUUGGCCGCCAAGGUCAAUCAAGAGAAUAGUCGAAAAAGUCCAAAAUCUUACCUUGAAAUCCUGGCAGAAGUGAGAGACUACAAAAGGAGGCGUCAGUCCUACAGAGCCAAGAAUGUCCACAUAACUAAGAAAUCGUACACUGAGGUGAUCCGGGACGUGAUCAGCGUGCACAUGGAAGAACUCGGUAACCACUGGAAAGAAGAGCAGGGCAAGGCCGAGGGCGGCGCCACCAGGAAGGAAGAGCGGCGGUCAGCAUCGGCAGAUUCGCGACAGUCUGCUGGCAGCUACUUUGACACUGAGGGUUCCCGGAGAAGGGGUCGGAGUCGGAGCCCACACAAGAGAAAACGGAAUAAAGAGAAAGACAAAAGCAGUGAGUCGAGAAGAAGGAAGGAGAGGGAUGGUGAGAGACACCAUAGUCAUAAAAGAAGGAAGCAGAUGUGAUGUGCGCGCGUGCGCUCGUGGCCGCCUGGGGAACGCCUGUGUGGUGGAUUGGUGCUCACUGUUCUUCAGUAAAUUCGUGUGCUUCAACUGACUUUGAAGAUUUGCUGCCUGGUACUUACUUUGUUUAUGUCUUUUUGGGCAUUUAUUUAAAGUAUAUAAAUUAUAUGCUGUUACUUUUUUUUUAAAUUUUAAUUUUUGAUGUUAACAAGAAUAAAGGCCCCUGAGGACCACUGACCAGGGCAGUGAAGGUUGCAGUGCAGAGGAAGGUGGGUGGGACAGAUGCUCUCCAUUUUCCUUUAUGGCCUGUGUCAGGGUGUUGGGGAGGGGCUGCUCCCAGCUGCCAGACUGCACCAGUGCCUGGCGGUGGGAUGUUCACGUGAUGUGGAGAAUGCUCUGAGGGUAUUGCGUGAGUGGUUUUGAUGGUUCCAAGAUGGUGUUGGUUUUGCUUCUGUGAUGCUGAGAAAAUCCUUCCAAGGUCCAUUGGCUGACAGAGUGCACCCUAGCACAUCCACUUACCCAGACACUUGCUGGAGAGUUGUCCAACCUGUUCUGUUCUCCAUCGUGUGACAUGGCACUCCACAUCCUCUGCCAACCCCAAUGAGCUGGCCAUCAUGUCCCCGUUAUGCACCUGGGCAUGCUGUCCACUGCAUAGGCAUCAGCAGUCAGGAGGGCCUAGUGCCAGUAUGUGCAUUCUAAAGUCAGACCACAAAUUCUAUGACUGCCUGUGGCCGGAGUUUUGAGUCCAAUGGUCCGAUUGGGGAUUCUCCCAAGAAACCUCCUGGGGUGGCCCCAGAUCUGACUCACAGGGUCUGGUUCAGUCCAUCACCCAUAUCAGCUUGGACUAGUUCAUGUGGCAGAGCGAGCUCAGCUGCAACACUGUUAGGUAUAUCUGAGAACCCAACUGGGAUGUGGCACAGACUAGUCUGUCGCGUAGACUAGCACGCGCAGGAACAGGGCUGGGAGCAGGCUUGAUAGGGGUUAUCGGGGUCGCCCCAAGUAGGCUGCUGGUAGGUCUGUGGUAUGCUGCGCUGGGCUGCAGUAAGCCUAGGUUUGCAUGGGAUGAGGGGCUGGGGACGGAACUGAGCAGGCAACCACGAUCACCAGUGUGUGUGUAAGCUGAAGCCAGUGGGAACGCAGGCGAGCCGGCUGGGAGAACUGCCUGGCUGACCGUGCUGCCCGCUCCGGGAGGCGCUGCUGGCCCUGCUCCCCGGGAGGCCACGGACGCUGUGUGUCCUUCCCUCGUCCUGUGUCUCUCCAGUUGGCUGUCCCAGGCUGCGGAUGCGGGAUUCCCGAGUGUCCCGACGGCCUAGCGCAUUGUUGAAGCCCCGGGGAUCACGGGAAUGCAGAAUCCGUUACUCCGAGGCGGGGGCAUGGCAGCCCACCUGCGGCAGGUGUCCUGGGCAGGGCGCCCUGGGGGAGCCAGCUGCUCUUAGGCCUCAUGCUCAGUGGCUGAAUGUGGACUGAACUAUUUCAGUGGCCUCCCCACCCAGAGGCCUGGGCGCCGUGGAUAAACCGGAUUAACUUCCAGCUCCCGGCCUUGACUCUGGCCUGACUGCCACUGUGGUGGGCAUUUGGGAAGUGAAGCAUUGGUUGGGGAGCUUGCCCCUUCACACA
Ochotona curzoniae (black-lipped pika) is the source of this 2625-nucleotide messenger RNA. RefSeq names its product small nuclear ribonucleoprotein U11/U12 subunit 48 (gene SNRNP48). The transcript has 9 exons. The record is from RefSeq and is a predicted model, not a curated record. Gene Ontology annotation, cellular component: U12-type spliceosomal complex; nucleoplasm; cytosol. Lineage: Eukaryota; Metazoa; Chordata; Mammalia; Lagomorpha; Ochotonidae. Bases 16 to 1011 code for a protein of 331 amino acids.